GUGGUGCUGCUCAACUUCUACCGCUGGUUCCCGGGAGGGAAGGCCCUCUUCCUGGCCCCGACCAAGCCCCUGGUGGCCCAGCAGCGCCGCGCCUGCGCCCGCCUGGCCGCCAUCCCCGCCGCCCACAUGGCCGAGAUCACCGGAGGCACUCAGAUUGCGGAUCGCAAGGAAAUGUGGCGCAAUAAAAGGGUUUUCUUUCUUACUCCCCAAGUAAUGGUCAAUGACCUUUCCCGUGGAAUUUGUCCUGCAGCUGAAGUCAAAUGUCUGGUUCUUGACGAAGCCCACAAAGCUCUCGGAAAUUAUGCUUAUUGUCAGGUUGUGAAAGAAUUAUGCAAAUAUACUCAAGAGUUCCGGAUCUUGGCUCUCACUGCCACCCCGGGAAGCGAUACGAAGGCUGUGCAGCAGGUUAUUACCAACCUGUUGAUUUCUCACAUAGAACUCUGCUCCGAAGAUUCCCCUGACAUUCAGCCUUACUCGUACGAACGGCAGGUUGAAAAAUGUGUCGUUCCACUUGGGAAAGAGCUGGGUGACAUUCAGAACGCCUACAUCCAGGUCCUGGAAGCCUUUGCAGGCCGGCUGAUUAGGCUGCGAGUUUUGUCUCAGCGUGAAAUCCCUUCACUUACAAAGUAUCAGAUCAUUUUAGCACGAGACCAAUUCAGGAAAAACCCUCCUUCACACUGUGUGGGAAUGCAACAAGGUGUAAUAGAGGGAGAUUUUGCUCUUUGCAUCAGCCUCUACCACGGUUACGAGCUCCUGCUGCAGAUGGGAACGCGCUCCUUAUUUCUCUUCUUGUCUGGAAUUAUGGAUGGGUCAAAAGGUAUGACCCGUGCCAAAAAUGAACUGGCGCGUAACGAGGACUUUGUGAAAUUGUACAGCCAGCUUGAAAGCAUGUUUUCAGACACAGCUGUGACUUCAGCAAAUGGCAAUCACCCAAACAUAGGAACGGGAAACAGGAAGCCGUUCAUCUACAGCCACCCAAAGCUAAAGAAAUUAGAAGAAGUUGUAACAGAGCACUUCAGAUCCUGGAAGGAACAUGGAGAUCAGAAGAUAACUGAAGGCCGACCUGCCGGUACUCGGGUGAUGAUCUUCUCCUCCUUCCGUGACAGCGUUCAAGAAAUCGCCGAAAUGCUGAGCCAGCACUACCCAGCUGUGAGGGUCAUGACCUUUGUGGGCCACUCGACCGGCAAGAGCACGAAAGGGUUUACCCAGAAGGAGCAGCUGGAGGUGGUGAAGCGCUUCCGCGAGGGCGGCUACAACACUUUAGUCUCCACGUGCGUUGGAGAAGAAGGCCUGGAUAUCGGAGAGGUGGACCUCAUUGUCUGCUUUGACGCUCAGAAAAGUCCGAUUCGUCUCGUGCAGCGAAUGGGACGAACCGGCCGCAAGCGCCAGGGGCGAAUCGUGGUCCUUCUCUCCGAGGGACGGGAAGAGCGGACCUACAACCAGAGCCAGUCCAACCGGAGGAAUCUUCUCAAAGCGCUUUCCGAAAACAAAGGCCUGCAGUUCUACCAGCACAGCCCGCGCAUGAUUCCGGAAGGCCUGGACCCCCAGAUGCACCGGAUGCUAAUUAUGCCUGUGGAAGGCGAGCCCGGCACCUCCGAACCGGCCUCGAAAGAGAGGAGAGGCCAUACCCGCCUGCUCAAGGGGAUCCCCUACGCCUCCGGCCCAGGAGCAAAGCCAUCCCGCCCGCCCGAGAGCUGGUGCCUCACCGAGGAAGAAUUUGGACGAUGGGAGAGAUUGUAUAGAUUGGAAGAUGGUGACGGGAUACGGAAGGUGGUCUUGCCUCGAGGUCACAUUGAAACGUUGGAAGAGGAGGAGGAGGAGGAGGUGGGGUCUCGAGAUCAAGAGACCCACCAGCUGUCCCUGACGGAAUGGAGGCUCUGGCAGAACCGCCCUUUUCCUACCUUCCUGGUGGACCACUCGGAUCGUUGCCGCCACUUUGUCAGCGUGAUGGAACUGAUCGAGGAGAUGAGGCAGGAAGAGGACAACUGCCGCUAUGAACAAAAACUGCAGCCCUUCUUCCACUGGGAAGACCUGGAGGCCUCAGAUCCGCAGAGGAGCAAACGCAGCCCUGAGGGUGGAGCUCCUCAAAGACCUUCCGCGGGCAAAGGGUCUCUGUGGGCUGGAGCCUCCAGAGCGAAAAGCCGCUCGUCGUCCCCAGAGGCCCUCGAUGCAGAAACGGUUUCUCUCUUCAAAGCCACCAGCUUCAGAUCUGCGAGAAGGCCACCGGCACCGGGCGUAGAAACCACAGGCCAGCAAGAUCCCGGCCCUCCUCCAGCCCUCUUCUCGGCGAGCCGAUCGCCAUCUGUUGAGGGCUCCGGACGCGAAAGGCGGCCAAAAGAAAACGGAGAAGACCCCGAGGACUCUCUCAGCAGAAGCGCGAGGCCGGAAAGGACUCCACUGAGAGAAUGUCAGCCCGCCCUCCAACAGAGUGGAUGCGGCACGGAUCCUGUUUCCCCCAGCUGGGCAGAAGACGGCUCGCUUCAGUCCUCUUCUCUCUUUUACUUCCCAGCCGGCGAGACGGGUUCGCGGGUCCCUGCUGAGACCGAGACGGAGGAGGACCCGGCGUGGAGGGAGCGCCUCCUGACGAGCGUGACAAAGCUUCUGUCACGGUCACCCCCAUCCUUGGAGGAAAUCCUGCCAUUUGAGAAGAGAGAAGGCAAAGGGGAGCCCUUCAGGGCCGUGGGAGAGCGUGCUUUCCGUGUGACGGCAGGCCCCUUGGCUCCAGAAGAGAGCUCGGGCGCUCCGCCUCAGGGCCCCCCAGAAUUCACCAGCACCCACGAACGGCGGACCUCCAGCCAUCCUUUGGAUGCCAAGUCCACACCGGAGGCUUCCCUGAGCAAGAUCAGCGAUCUCAGCUGGGAUGAGCUUUUUGAGGAUGACAGCCAAGAACAGAUUGGGGUCCACGGAGAAAGUCCGCCAGUGGCCCGUCAGGGUCUCUACUUAGUAGACCCUUUGGGGAAGGAGGAUGGCGGAGGGGGUCCAAGAGCUUGGGAAAGGCUUGGGGGAGAGACGAGCGCGGGUGAAAAGGCAGCGCCUUUGUCAGAGAGGGAUUGUUUCCCUGAAGCCGACCCUGUGUUCCCAGACGGACAAGGGGGCAGGCCGGCUGUGUCCCCGGACGUGUGUCACCCUGGGGGGAACCCAGAAGAGACUGGUGGAAGUCAGCCUUCAGACGGCCUUGCUGCCGCCAAGCGGGCAACUCCCACCCCUUCAUGGACGGUUCAGAGGGAUGGGCCUCUGAGGAGGGCAGCGGGUGAAACGAGCCUCCCGCCUCUCCAAGAGCUGUUUGACGCCUCCCAGGAUUUGUUUUCGGUCAACUUUGAUCUUGGGUUUUCCCUUCAGGAGUCGGAGGAAGAGACGUCGGGGCAAGCAAGCCCCGUGAAAGGCGGAAACCGCCACCGCCACGGAGCCACCCCUCCGCCCGUGAGCCCUGGUCGGUCUCUCCCGAUGGGGACAGGAAGGACCUCUCCCUCCACCUCAAGCAGUGAAUGUGUGGAUGGGACCAAGUUUUCUACUCCUUUGCCCUUGAAAAGCCACCAUUCUGGUCCGUCGGCCGCUGGACAUGUCAUCCCUGGGGUUUCUCCUCUGACACCGGCCGGAGAGAAACGGUGCCGGACCCCGGACUCGGCACAGUCUGUCUUUGCUACACCCACAGGGAGAUGGAAGACGCCACGGAGAGGAGGGUCCCGAGGAGGCUCGCUCGGUUCCCUCGCCGGACAGCGGGAGGAGGGCCCCCAGAGGCCGCCCCUCCCCGGCAGAGCCAGCGGCAGCCUACUCAAAGUCCUGGCCAACUCGGCCUUCGAAACAGAGGCUCCAGCAUCACACGAGGCUUGGAAGACCGGCCGCAAUGGUGGAAAUGGCUCUCACGUUCUGCUUUCCGCUGGAGCAGGAGCCAGCAGCGAAAGUGAAGAAGAAAUUAUUUUUCUCAGGAAAAAUAAGAGGAAAAGAAACAUCUUGACAUCCCCAGAGAUCACCCCCAAGAUGAAUAGCGGUGAUUUUGAAUCGCCAGUUCAUCCCGUCAAGAAGCAGAGGCGUCCCAUCAUUGUCGCAGCGGCCAAGCAUUUUAUGGAUGACGAAGCGGAGGUUUCUGCCCACGGAGCCUCCGAGGUCUCGUCGGACGAAAGCUCAGAACACGAACUCAGCUCUUCCCUCGUCCAGUUUCUGAACGAUGAAACGGAGAUCACGCAGGAUCUAAAUGAGUCAGAGAUGCAGGCGGUUUACCUGAAAUCUGUGCGCAGCCCUGCGGUCGGAAACAGGUACAAGAUGGUGCACAAGAGGCGCAGCCUGACCCCUGUUUUCUCCCAGGUUCCGGAGCAGGACGAAAACUACUUAGCUGACAGCUUCUGCGUGGAAGACCUUGAGGAAGGCAACCCAAAAAGCAGCUCGAGUGGAGAAGAGGAGGAGGAGGAGGAGGAAUGCCUUGAUUUUAACCUGCUCCAGGAGGAAAGUUUUGCCAACGGGAGAAAGCAAUACAACACCCGUCACCGGAGGAGGCUGAGGGAGCGGGGCCAGAGCAUUCCGGCGCGACCCAGGAGACCCUCCCGCGUUGUUUCCCUUCUCAGCAGCUCAAGCGAUGAGGAAGGAGGCUUCGGCAGCGGGGGGCCAAGAGACCUGCCCUCCGUCCCAAAGGCUGGGAACUCCCUGCCAACCUCGGGCGGCUUCCUGCCCCGACGGAUGCCCGCUCCAAAGGCGGCCUUCCCUCGGCUGCCCCAGGCGGCCGGGGCCUGUGUGCCGCCGGAGCCGGAAGGUGGCCUCUCGGAAGAACCAGGCCGAGAGCCGGACUGGCGAGAGCCGUUCCCGGGAGCGCUGGACCAUUGCCAGAAGAAGACGACGACGGUGGGGGAGUCUGAGGAGCGCCCGCCCGGACCCCGUCCCCUUCCUGCCUCCCGCCCGUCCCGUGAUGCUCCGAGGACGCCGGCCGCCCUCUGCGUUCUGGCGGACAGUCGCGAGGUGGCCUCCGGGCCGGAGGUCAUUUCCAGCCUGAAAGCGGUCCACGGCAUUAAGGUUCAGGUGGUCUCCCUGGGGGUCUGCGAUUACGUGGUCAGCAACCGGCUGGCCGUGGAGAGGAAGACCCAGGCGGAGCUGCUGAAUGGCGCGCAGCAGAGCAAGGCCGUCCAGCGGGUGCAGCGGCUGAAGAGCACCUUUGAGCGGAUCUGCGUGAUUGUGGAGAAGGAGAGACCCAAAGCAGGAGAGGCGUGGAGAGCGUUCCAUCGGACCAAGCGCUACGACAGCAUCCUCUCGGCCUUCAUCCGGGCAGGGAUCCGCGUGCUCUUCAGUUCCUGCCAAGAGGAGACGGCAGAGCUGCUGGCGGGGCUGGCGUCGGUGGAGCGGCGGAAGAAGGCGGCCCUUGUCGCCCCGACCGAGGUGGAGGGGCCCCAGCGAGAAGCCCUCCGGUUCUACUUGAGCAUCCCCUGCGUCAGCUACCCUCUGGCCUUGGCCUUCUGCCACUGCUUUGGCUCCGUGAAAGAGAUGGUCAACAGUUCCCCGGGAGAGAUGGCCGCCCGCACCCAGGUGAUGCAGCAGAAGGCGGAGGAGGUCUACCGUUACAUCUACUACCACUUUGAGGCCACGAUGCUGCCUGGGAUCGGCACGUGACCCGCGGCGGCCCUUGAAAAAUGCACUUUACGCUUUUGUUCUUCCAGUGUAAGAUAUGUAAAUAAACUUCCAAACAA
Pogona vitticeps (central bearded dragon) is the source of this 5669-nucleotide messenger RNA. The record is from RefSeq and is a predicted model, not a curated record. NCBI's taxonomy places the organism in Eukaryota, Metazoa, Chordata, Lepidosauria, Squamata, Agamidae.